AUGGACCUUGACCCGGUUGAGUAUCCCGUUGACAGCCCGCAAUGGAGGCGGGAAAUGACCCGGCUGAAGUCAGGGAAGCCCGACCGAUACAAGCCAAAGCAGUGGCAGGAAGCAAGAAAAAGAGGGCCGCUGCCCGAAAGCCCCUGGCUGGAGCCCGUACUGCUGAGGGGAUCUCUUGACACCCCCGAAAAGAUCCAAGAGCAUGCCGGCCUGUCUGAGCGACCCGAGGUGCAGUCUGCCCAGACAGUUACGGACACUCUCCUCCACCCAGCAGACAAGCUGGAAACUGUACAGUACUGCAUGGUGGCAGGGUAUGGAUACUUUAGGCUUAAAGAAAAGUACCAGGUCAGAGAAACGACUCUUCUCAUCGACGGCAAAAAAAGAGGCGGGCACAUCUUCCACACUUAA
Messenger RNA from Nannizzia gypsea CBS 118893, 408 nucleotides. RefSeq lists its product as hypothetical. The coding region runs from base 1 to 408 and encodes 135 amino acids. The record is from RefSeq and is a predicted model, not a curated record. The transcript has a single exon. Lineage: Eukaryota; Fungi; Ascomycota; Eurotiomycetes; Onygenales; Arthrodermataceae.